This is a messenger RNA of Ostertagia ostertagi, 1371 nucleotides long. Lineage: Eukaryota; Metazoa; Nematoda; Chromadorea; Rhabditida; Trichostrongylidae. The record is from the annotation of a GenBank genome assembly.
AUGUCACACGAAAAGGACGAUGAAUUCACCAGAAGACGUCGCGCAGAAGAACAAGCGCUCAUCGAAACAAUUCGAUACAAAAGGAAGCGCAUCAAACUGGCACCUUCCUUUCCAUCAGAAGAUGAAAUUCAACACAAAAUUCGUACAAUUCUUAGUUCUGUCAUUGAUCUCAUUCAAUCUGAUAAUCUCUUUGACUUUUUCACUGAAAUCCGCGGUCGUAAGCCCCAUUCUUUGCCAAAAACGAAGCCACUCUUCUACAAAUGUCACUUGGAAAAGGUGCAUCUGCAGGCAUGUCACAUCACGGACAAAAUUCGGUGUGGAACAGAAGCAUUGUCAAUGGGUUACGACCUCUACAGACUUCUUGUUCAGGCGGAUGACUCAUUAGCAAGCUCCAGGGACAAGUUUUUCGAAGAGGAAAUCAAAGGAGUGUCGUUUGACCCUACUUUUACAGCAGAGUUUGUUCGCAAGGAACUCGAGUUUUUGGAGGAUUUUUGUCAGAAGAUCCAGACGGAAAUCCGCGAAGCCGAACUACAGCUGAAUAAUGAGACUCAUGAAUCUUGUCCGAAGAAAUCAAGCGCAUUCCUAGCCAAUCUGGAGCAGAAAAUUGAUGAGAAGUUCGAACAUUUCAGUCAGCAGCAAGAGCAAUUUGGUCGCAGGAUAACCGAUCUCGAGAGCAAACUCGACAAGACACGGGAGCAUUGCAGUCAACUGCAAGAAGAAAUCAAGUGCAUGCUGAAAGAGCCUAAGGAAUCUACCAAUGUCGUCUCGGAGAAGCAUUCGCAGUCACCUGUAGUCACUCCCUCGAGACCGAGCAUCGAGGAAGACCUUUUGGAUUUAGAAGAUGACAUCGUUUUCCAAAACUCCGACGAAGGAGACGUCGACGACAACAACAAUGCAUCGGAGAAGCCGACAGUCGAAGAGGAAAGACUAGAGCUAGAACAUCGAUUGAACGUUUUGAGAAAUCUUGUCCAUAUGGAGCGCAAAGUUCCAGAAAGAAAGAUAAGCAUGCGCGAUGUAAUGCAAGAGAAAGACCGCUUCCUACGAUGUUCAUUUUGCUUUGCAAAGGGAUUUCAUUAUAGCGAUAGUUGCCCUGAAGUCCCCACCGUGAAAGGUCGACUUAAACGCAUUCGUUGUGAGCAUUGUUUGGACAUCCGGCAUGAAACCGUCAACUGUUGGAAACUCAAAAAAGAAUGCAUGUAUUGCUCUUCCACGGAUCAUAACAAGGCCAUAUGCACACUCCCUGAGCGCAUCUACGAAUAUUACCGGGAGAUCGAAGAAAUCGAGCGAGAGCUCGAAGAAAACAAGGAAUACUAUUACAAGCCCGGGGGUGGACCACCCCGAAAGGGGGAGUAUCACGACGGUGAUCAUUGA